Molecule: messenger RNA, 2550 nt
Organism: Parnassius mnemosyne (clouded apollo)
Lineage: Eukaryota; Metazoa; Arthropoda; Insecta; Lepidoptera; Papilionidae
Source: the annotation of a GenBank genome assembly
AGUCGUGAUGUAUCCGUUUAUAAAUUGUUUAAUUACUCUUUACUAUUUGAGGCGAUUACGAAUGAAAAAAAAACGAAGAAGAUAUCACGUACAUCCAGUUAUUGCUAACAGGCUACUUGAAGGAGAAUUCAGUACUCUGUUUUCAAAACUUAGAAAUUAUAAUGAAAAAUUCUCUGAUUAUUUUGGGAUGUCAGUAAAAAGUUUUGAUGAACUGCUGGCAAGAAUUCAGGAUCAUAUUAAACAUCAUAACAUGUUUAGGAUUCCAGUACGACCCGUUGAAAGACUUGCUGUGACAUUGAGGUAAGAUAAAAUCGAAAAUAUUUUCGUAGUCGGGUGCUAUUCCACUCAUCAAAUUUCUUUGAUCUAAAUAUCAGUGCAUUUUUCUAAUAAUAUCAACAUAAAAGUCAGCUUUCUCUUUUUGUUGGAUAAAAUUGAUGGGUAGAAUGGCUGGCACCCUUACAUAGAGUACUUUUAAAUAUGAAAUUAGAGACCUUUAAAUAUGAAAUAGGCAAAUUAAACAUGUUUAUGUGCUAAGUUUAAUAAGUAAUUUAGGUAAUACAAUCAGUUAAGUAAUUUAGGGAAUGCAAUCAGUAUUAUCAGUAUCAUGUGAUUGUCAGUCAUUGCUUAAAAUUAAUAUACUGAGACAAAUCAGAUGAUGGGUUUUCCAAAUUUUGUGAUGUGCUCGUAUAAGCGAAAUUACGAUUAGUUGUCACUACGUUUUGAAACGAAGGUUCUUCAACUGAAUACAAAACUAUGUCUCGAGAUCCUGGUGAUGGUAUAUUGAAGCUGGAAGCAGACAAAGAUGUGAUUACCGAAUUUUGUGAUGUAUGUGCGAUAUUUGGAUUAGUUCUCACUACAUUUUGAGACGAAGGUUCUUCAACUGAAUACAAAACUAUGUCUUGAGAUCCUGAUGGUAGAGAUUCUGGUGAUGCUAUAUUCAUGCUGGAAGUAGAAGAUUCAGGGCGAGAGGUAGAUGCAUACAUUGGUGAAGCAAGAGGAGUGAUAGACGAAGGGCAGUUACAAAUUUCCAGGGCUUUAUUCAUUACUGCAGUACGGAACAUAACUUUUUGACGAUUGUCGAAUGUCCGUGUUAAAGGUAAAAGAGAAUAAAAAAAUGCCAUAUCGUCAUUUUGAAUAAUUUCGCUGUUUUUUGUUAAAAACUCCAAGAUGUUUUUAACGAAGUAGCUGUCUUCAUUAGUUUUUGCGUUUUUACGCUUCCUUGAUGGGUUUGUGUUAGGAGUAGAGCUAGAUUGUUUAGUUGUGUUUGAAGAAUCUUGUCUAACUUGGCUGGAACACUGUGGUUGGGUUUCUGGAUUGGUGGAUACUGUUUCAGUAGAACGUGGAUUGAUUGGAGACUCUAAAUUUGAAUCUUGUUGUGUAUCUUCUCUUGUUUCAUUUUCUUCAAUAGAAUCUUCGGUGUCGGCAACAUGUUUUUUGUCAAGAAACUGUAAAUGUUUGAAAAAUACGUAUUUGGUUCUCUUUCCGCCUUCCGAUCCCGAUUUCACAGAUUUCAUAGAAUUUUUGCAUCUCAUGUAAGCAUCUCUCGCAGUUCUCCAUCUUUGUUGUACACUUUUUUCUGUAAAUAAUAAAUAAACAAAAUUGUGUUUUUUGUUCCAGGUACUUAAGAACUGGACAAACGUUUUCGGACUUACAUUUCAGUUAUCAACUUGGCAAAUCAACUAUUUGUCUCAUUGUUCGAGAAGUUUGCCUGACUAUUUGGAAUGUGCUUCACAGUGAAUGUCUUUCGCUCCCUAGGUUCCCUGAAGAUUGGCUUAAAAUUGCUUCAGGAUUUGAGCAGGUUGCCAACUUUCCGAAUUGUGUAGGAUGCCUAGAUGGCAAACACGUGAGAAUUGUUUGUCCCGAAAAGAGCGGUAGCUUAUUUUUAAAUUACAAGAAGCAUUUUUCCAUCAAUCUACUAGCAAUGUGUGAUUCAGAGUAUCGUUUUACAUAUAUACAUGUUGGUUCGUGUGGGUCAGACUCUGAUUCAACAAUUUUCAAGAAUACUAGUUUGUACACAAAAUUACAUAAUGGAGAACUAAAUUUACCAAGUGCUAAGCCAUUACCUAAUACCACUGAACCAAUGCCAUAUGUGCUAAUAGGCGAUGGAGCGUUUGGAAUAUCGAAUAAAGUCUUAAGACCUUAUGUUCGCAGCAAUAUGACACAUAAAAAGAAAAUAUUUAAUUAUAGAUUAAGUCGGGCGAGAAGGUACAUUGAAUCGACGUUUGGAAUAAUGUCCAAUAAAUUUAAAAUAUUCCAACGCUCAAUAAAUCACUCACUGCCGAAUGCUAUUAAACUUGUUAAAACCUGUUGUAUUUUGCACAACUACAUUAGAGAAAGAGAUGGCUAUAAAUUUGAGGAUACGCUAACUAUUGAAGGAUUUCAAAAUAAUACCAACACUAACAACAUCUCGGUUGUCAGAUCCGGUGAUGUUUUGAGAGAUAAAUUUGCUAAUUACUUUGUUUCUGAAGUUGGCGCAAUUCCGUGGCAAGAUGAUUCUAUAUUUUGAUUGUUAUUAUUUAGAUACUUGUAUAUUCAAUAAAAAAUAUUUUU